AUGAAAACUCAAGAAAAUUUCUGUAAAUCUUUAGAAUCAUUAGAAGAUCCAGAUCAUCGUUUUAAAGUAGAUAGAUGGAUCAGAAAAGAAGGUGGCGGUGGAAUUACAUGUGUCUUACAAGAUGGAAUUGUGUUUGAAAAAGCUGGUGUAAAUGUAUCAGUUGUUACUGGUACAUUACCACCAAAUGCUGUACAACAAAUGAGAGCACGUGGAAAAAAAAUGCAAGAAGGACCUGCACCAUUCUUUGCUGCUGGUGUAAGCGCUGUAAUACAUCCUCGUAAUCCUAUGGUUCCAACAAUACAUUUUAAUUAUCGUUAUUUUGAAAUUGAAAAUCGGGAUGGUACAAUUCAAUGGUGGUUCGGAGGUGGUACUGAUUUAACUCCUUAUUAUUUAAAUGAAGAUGAUGUAAAACAUUUUCACAAUACUCUAAAAGUUGCAUGUGAUAAACAUAGUCCAUCUUAUUAUUCACAAUUUAAAAAAUGGUGUGACGAUUAUUUUUUCAUCACACAUAGAGGAGAACGUAGGGGUGUAGGUGGUAUCUUUUUUGAUGACCUUGAUGAACCAAAUCAAAAUGAAGCAUUUCAAUUUGUAAAGUCUUGUGCAGAAGCUGUAAUUCCUUCUUACAUUCCAUUAGUAAAAAAGCAUAAAGAUGAUGCAUAUGGGUAUGCUGAAAGACAAUGGCAGUUACUACGUAGAGGAAGAUAUGUUGAAUUUAAUUUAAUAUAUGAUCGUGGUACAAAGUUUGGUCUGUAUACUCCUGGGGCACGAUACGAGAGCAUUUUAAUGUCUUUACCUUUAUCUGCCAAGUGGCAAUACAUGCAUGAACCAGAACCGGAAUCAAAAGAAGCAAUGCUUAUUGAAGUAUUAAAAAAUCCUAGAAAUUGGUUAAAUAUCUAAAAAUAAAAUUUGUUAACCAUCAGAAAUAAUGUACUUAACAUUAUUUGUCCUAUAGAAACUAUACUAUUUAAUGAUCAAGUUAUCUUAAUGUUAAAGCAGCAUAAUCAUUUAUUCGUUUUUUAUGUUCUGUAUACGUGAAAAAAUUCAAAUCAGUUACGAAUAUUGCUUACUAAACUACAACAAAAUAUAUGUAAAGUUUUCAAAGAGAUUAAACUUUUUUGAUCUUUUUUAAACAAUUUUUUUACAAAUAAUUUUUUUAACUAAAUUAUUUUAAAACUUUUAAAUAAUUUAGUAUAAUAAUUACUGGUUUACACAAAUAUUUUUUAAUAUACAUAUUUAUUUGUAUUA
Messenger RNA from Nomia melanderi (Alkali bee), 1245 nucleotides. The record is from RefSeq and is a predicted model, not a curated record. NCBI's taxonomy places the organism in Eukaryota, Metazoa, Arthropoda, Insecta, Hymenoptera, Halictidae.